Symbiodinium sp. CCMP2592 is the source of this 1116-nucleotide messenger RNA. NCBI's taxonomy places the organism in Eukaryota, Dinophyceae, Suessiales, Symbiodiniaceae. The record is from the annotation of a GenBank genome assembly.
AUGAUCGUGGAGUCAAGAGGCUCGGCUAGUGCUUUAACGCAUCGACUUGCUUCAGCUGGCUGCCGUGGACGCUAUCCCAACAAUGUCCCGCGCGACAUAAACCGUGCUCUGCAACUGCCAGUGGACUUGCACUAUUGCACGAUCCCGGUUCGAUCUGAAUCGGACAGGAAAACCGAGACUGAAAUGAGAUCCCCGUUUAUCAUGCCCCACGAGCUGUAUGCCUACUUGAUGGAUUCCGGAAAGAUCCGUGUGACACCUGCGGAACUGGAGGACUACUGGGAGCAUCUUGCUGCACGGGCUAGGGCGAACCAGCUGCCUAUACCGACAGGGUAUGACAAGCGGGCAGUUCCGCUGGGCAUGUACGGCGACGAUGCAAGAUACAACACCUCGGGUGACAUUGCUCGCUACCCUGUCUGGACCUUGCGUGAGUUCAUAUGCCUUGGAGCACGAACAUGGAAUCCCAUCAUGAGAAUCCUCAGUUGGUCUUUCAACAUCAUCUACUUCGGAGUCUACCCGACCUUCAACCUGGACGGCGUUCGCCUUGCCGGAGCAGCUGCGAAAGUGGCAGGAACGAAGAUGCACAACAUCCCGUUCCUGCUCCCGGGCCACCUCCAUGAUUCGACAGUUGGAAACUACCCAUGCCUCACUUUGAAGGCACACAGUGGCCGCAUUUGGCUUGCUUACAUGCAUGAGUGCCUGUCCCACGAGAAGAAGGCAUCUGCCGAUGAUGAAGUGCAAAUGGCAUACUUGGUUGUGCAUCACUUGGCUACUUGGUUUCAUGUCAUGGAGACCAGUCCGAGGCGAAAGGUUACGCCGGAGCAAGCAGGCAAGAUGAUGGAUGCCGGCAUGCGCUUCCUGAAAGUUCAUGAGCAUUUGGUGUACUACGCAAGCCAGCACCACCUUUUGAGGUGGAAGGCAUUCCGACACAUCCUGGAGGACUGCGAGAUGUGGUUGGAGUCGCCGAGGGCGACGCACUGCUUUCGCGACGAGGACUUUAUUGGGCAAUGGAAAAAAUUGGCCCAAGGAUCUGGGAGCAACUCGAUCGUGAUUGUACGUUUUUUCCUUUUGGGGGGGGUUGACACGAAAUAUAAUAAGUUCAAUCGGUGCCAUCUCUAA